AUGGAAACUUUUACUAGUGUAUUUUCAAAAAUCGAUACAAACUAUGAUGAGAUUAUCACUAAGGAAGAAUUAGAGAAAUUCGCCAAAGAGAAUCAUCUGGGUAAUCGAAUGGUUCAAAGAUGGUUUGAGCUAUUUUCGGAAGAGACAACAAACCAAAUUACACUUAAUAAGUUUUUAAGUGUUCUAGGUGUUGCAAAAGAGGAAUAUGAAAAAAUGCGAAGAAAUACAAUUCAACAACAUUCAGCAUUGUUUAAACUUGGCUCAGACAUUGAAUACAUUUCUGGCGAUAUGAUGUUACCACAACAAAUCAAUGUCAGCAAUGAAGCUAGAAAAUUAUAUCAAGAAUAUGAAUGCGACAAUAAAAUAUCGAUUGCUACAAAGCUUAAAGAAUUUCUAGAUAGAACAUUUGGUAGGUCAUGGCAUGUUACGGUAGUGGAUGGUUCCUUUGCCAGUUCAUAUACACAAGAGGUUAAUACUUCAUUUCACUUUAAAAUGAAAAAUCUUUGUUAUCUUAUAUGGAAAACACCAGAAUACAUAGAUGAAUAA
Molecule: messenger RNA, 546 nt
Organism: Schistosoma guineensis
Lineage: Eukaryota; Metazoa; Platyhelminthes; Trematoda; Strigeidida; Schistosomatidae
Source: the annotation of a GenBank genome assembly